This is a messenger RNA of Didymella exigua CBS 183.55, 1016 nucleotides long. RefSeq lists its product as uncharacterized. The coding region runs from base 410 to 973 and encodes 187 amino acids. The transcript has 2 exons. Lineage: Eukaryota; Fungi; Ascomycota; Dothideomycetes; Pleosporales; Didymellaceae. The record is from RefSeq and is a predicted model, not a curated record.
CGGGAAUCAGCCCUGUCUUGGGGCUAUAUUACCAGCUCGCGAGUCGACUGCCGGUGAUUAAAGGAGAACGCAUUCCAGCCCCAGUCAGCACUACAGCAAGGCUUGCACAGCCUUGCACAACGCCAACCCUCACACGCCCACGCUUUACCCUUUCAGACACCACCCUUAAUCUGUAAACGAACUAAUUAUGACUGAUCUAGAAUUGCACGUGCUGCUUCAGCCUCGUGAAAUAUUGAUGGCGUUCUGAUAGUAGACCAACGACAGGUGCUCGAGGUCAUGAGUGGUGUUGAACAGUGAGCACGCUGCGGAGUUGGAGGCGAGAUAAAUUGAUUUCGACUGCAAAUUCUGGUCGUAUCUUCCUGCACUGACUAUCUAAAUUAUUUUAAACCGUAACCUUAUAGCAGUCAAGAUGCGCAUCACGGCUUUCUCUUCAGCGUUGUCAAUCUUCUUCUUUGGCCUCGCCAGCGCAGCGAACGAAUUUACAGAGCUUCCAGCAUCCUGUCCUCAGAUCCUGCCCGCGCCUGCGGCUGCGUCGCUCCCCAACUAUUUCCUCCCUAAGACCAUCAAAGAUUCUCAACUUGACGACAUCGAAGCCAUCCGUCAGACUCUCCACUUCUACGCUCUUGUUCUUGACAGCAAGACCUUCCCUCUUCUCGACCGCGUCUUUGCACCUUCGGCAACUGCCAACUACUCAGGCCUCGCCGGCAUCUUCGAAGGCUUGCCAGCCAUCCAUACGUUUCUGUCGGACUCUCUUGCAGCAUAUCCCAAGACACAGCAUCUGAUUGCUAAUCACAUCAUUGACGUGUGCGCCCCCAAGAAUGCAGUCAGCCAGACAUACUUUCAGGCUACCCACUUCCCGAGCACGACAGCGGGUCCUUUCACCGCGUAUGUGACGCAUCAGGAUGCAUGGGAGAAGACUAAGGAUGGGUGGAGGAUUGUGUACAGCAAUUUUGGGAUAACGGGAAGGAGAUGAACGUUUUGUGUGAAGAGCCGCAAGUGCUUGAACUGACCGUAGU